AUGGUGAGCCUCCGCCACACAACAGUGGCCCAGACGCGGAAUUUGAGAUCGGCGGGGACCGACUUCAAGCGCAAACGUCUCGCCAACGACGCCAGUACCCGUUCCAAGACGGUUUCAUCGAUCGUUAUCUGUCGCCCCGCAACUCCCGCCAGAACUGUCGGGCCGUUCGGCCGAAGUCCUGAUGCAGGCGAUCCGAAAAAGUCGCGCCACUAAACUCAGCCUUUCUCCGGCUCGAAAAACGACCCGCGCCGUUGCCCAUCGUUCUGUCAGUCGUGAGAGGAGAUCUCGCGGGAAAAAUGUGGGAGUUUCCGCUUGUAUUCCAUCGAAAUGGUAUAGCCGAUUCACGGUUAUGCCGUGUUCAAAGUGAUUUCCGCGAAAUGCAAAAUUAUCUCUAACUCUCCGAAGUUUAGUUGUCUUUCUCUUUUUCUGGCGGCUUUUUUGAGACAUUUUGAACACGGCAUUAGCUUGAGACGCAAAACGGCAUGACUUGUCUGCGCUCUCCACCAAUCAGACACUAUCUUUCUUUUCUUAUCGUGUCAGGACCCGUUUUUCGAUGGCUCAAGCCAGCCGUGAAUCAGCUAUGAAGUAUAUUCCAAAAGUGCUCUAAAUUACUUAAAUUAUCACUGUAAACGGCUCGCUCCAUCACGAUUUUAGUCGUGAAAGGAGAUCUCGCGGAAAAAACUUUCUUUUGUAUCAAAGUGGUUAUUCUGUUCGAAAAAUAUUUGUAUCUACUUAAAUUAUCACUGAAAAUGGCUCGUUUAGUUUUGUUUUUGUCGGCAGAAGGGUUUGCACAAGAAAAAUGUGUUAAUAUUCCUUUUUUUUGCUUAAAAAGAGAGUAUUCCGUUCAAAGUUAUCGGUAUUGAAAUGCGCAUAAGCUUUGAAUGACUCGAAAUAACACUACCAAUGGCUCGCGCCUCUUGUAAAACAUGAAAAAAAGAUUUUCAAAAUUAUAUAUUUGAGUUCGAAAAACUUCGCAGAGGCCUGAAAUCGCUUGAAAAUCGGAAUUUCGGAGUUGUUGAACGCAUAUAAAUCCAUUAGAAACGUUUUCGGCUGAAUUCUUCGAAGCAGAUUUUUCCUCUUUCUUUAUCCAGUUGAUUAACGAUGUUAAAGGUACAAAAAAUCUUCAAGAAAAAUAUGAAAUUUUUUUCAAAAAUACGAGCUGGAAAGUUAUUAAAGGAGCAUGUUCUAUGAGAUCCAUGAUAAUUAUCGAGAGGAAGAGCCGUUUUGAGCGUCAUUUUAGGUAAUUUAAGACUUAUAUGUCUUCAAAUAUCUUGUCAAGGAAGUUUCUAACAGCUGGGAAAAUAUGAAAACUAGUAAAAAGGGGAAAUACAAAAAAAAAAUAUGAUAAUCUUCAUUUUUUGGAAGAUCUCAUUUCUUUACUAGUUUCUUAUCAAACUGGCCCUGCUUAUCACUGACAAACAGGGUUCAUUUCAUCGCUAUGAAAGAACUAUUUGUACGGUUGUUAUCGUAAAUUGCCCAGUUUUUUUGUCAAUUUUUCCUUUCCCAAUAUUUUUUUUCAAAACGUUUUUUUAGGUUUAGUUUAGUUUUAUUUAAGCUAUUUUCGCAUAUUUUCAUGAGGAAACCUUAAAAAUCGAAAAAUUGGGAUUUUCGCACAUUUUCAAAAGGAAACCUUGAACAUCGAAAAAAUUGACAUUUUUCGCACUCUUUUCUUUCAAACGUUUUCCUAAAUUAAAGGAGCAUGGAAAGUUGUGAGAUUAAACUUCGGAGCGAAAAGCCGUUUUUUUAGUGUUUUUUUAGGCAAUAAUUGACUUCUGUUGAUUUUUGAUAUUUUGGUUUUUGUAUUUGUCAUUCGGACUACGAAAUGACGAAUAAACACAUGGAAUUAAAUUAAAUGAAAGUUUAUUAAUUUUGUAAAAAAGGUUUCAAUCAAAUUUUAAGAAAAUUUAUGAUUUGUUAGGUUUUCUUCAUGAUUUUGUAACCAUUCGGAAAUCGUAUUUGACAUAGAAAAAAAUUGAUUUUGUGAAAAAAAUAAAUUGAAAAAAAAAUGUCAUAAUUCCUCUUAAAUUUCAAUAAUUGCGUGAAAAAAAGUGUCUCGAUAAAUUUUCAAAUUGCUUUAUGAUCUCAUGAGUUUUUUUAUCAUGCUUAGUUUACCAUUCAGAGAAGUUUACGCUAAAAAUCAAUUUUUUUGAAAAGACAAUAUGAACAAAAAAUCAUUUUUGCUCAAAGUUCAUAAAUAUUUUUUUCUUUCCAGAAUAUGGCCUCUCCAAGAAUCCAGCCCCUCACAAUCGCCGUGAACUUGCCCAACUCGAUGGACAUUCCGGACACUCCAAGUCCCGAAUUAUUCGAUGAUCAUUCGUCACUGUCGCCGACGCCUGAAUCAACUCCGAGGCUACCGGCGGCCACCAGAAAUGCCGUUUCGGUUUGAUUUUGGCUUGAAUUUGGUUUUAGCCUGGAAAAUAGCCAAAAAGGACCUUAUGAAGUUGAUCUUUAUUGCUAACUUUUAUUUACUUAUUUUUGUUCUUUUUUAUCUAGAAAAACAGUUUUUUUCCCGAUUUUCUGUAUCUUAUGGCUUCUCCUUUUUAGAAAUUACAAACUUGGCUGGAAAAAUUCAUAGUUAAAAUCAAAUUGUUGAUGCAAAAAGGUCCAUUAAAAAGAGUUUUUAAUAUUUUUUUAUUUUUUUAGUUUUAAAUUUUUUUCUUUCAACAAAUUUUAACUUUCCAAAAAGUAAACUGUUAUUGAAAAAGUCAUCGAAAAGCACUCGGAUUUUAUUUUUUUGCUAUUUUUAGUUGAAGAUCCGAUUUUUAGGGUUUUAGGUCUUUUUGGUGUAUUUUUUAAAAGUUAAUCUUGUCAGAUCAGUUUUUGCUGUUUUUAAAGGCAAUUUUUAAUCAUUUUUGUUUUUGAAUGCGUUUUUUUUUGAUAAAACUUGAAUUAAAUCAACUCUACAGGUUUCUAUAUGGUUGAAGGUCCGAUUUUUUAGGGUUUUCAGUAUUUUUUUGGUUUACUUUUUUUAAAAAGUUAAUUUUACCAGAUCAUUUUUUUGGCUAUUUUUAGAGCAAGUUUUUUUCACAAGUUAAUUCAACUCUUCAGGUUUUUUUAUAUGGUUGAAGGUCCGAUUUUUCAGUUUUUUCGGUCAUUUUUCAUUGUAUUAUGCAAAAUUAAUCUUCUCAGAUCAUUCUUGGCUAUUUUUCAUGCGUUUUUUUGACAAAAAAAUUUUUUUAAUUUUCCAUGUUUUAUUUUGGGGCAAUUUUUUUCGGUUUUUUGGACGUAUUUUUCUUGAAAUUUAGUCUUGUCAGAUCAUCUUUGGUUUUUUUAAAUACAAACUUUCUCAAAAAGAAAUUACAUUCAACUCUUCAGGUUUUUUUUUAUGGUUGAAGAUUCGAUUUUUCUGUUUUUUCGGUACUUUUUGGUGUAUUUUUCUCAAAUUUAAUCUUGUCAUAUCAUUUUUGGCUGUUUUUUUAAAGUUAUGUCAGAUCAUUUUUUUGGCUAUUUUCAAUGCAAGUAUUUUCCAAAAAAAUCAAGUUAAUUAAAUUUUUUAGGUUUUUUUAUAUGGUUGAAGGUCCGAUUUUUUUCAGGGGUUUCGGUCUUUUUCGGCCAUUUUUCUUGCAAUUUGACCGAAGCAAAAAUAAAAUUUAACUCUCCAGGAACCCUCAAGAAGGCCGGCAAGACCUCGUCAUUCGGUCGCGACUCGAUUCCCCUUCCUGUCCCCCUCAACGCCCGGCGGCGGCGGUGAAGAAGAAGACGGCGUCAAGACCCGAAGGAUCAAAAAAUCGUUUUUUAAAAAGCCAUCAAAAAUUUAUAUUCAUGAUUUGAAUUCCAGGAUCCACGCUUCUCAUCCUCAUUGUACGCUUUGCAAAAAUCUACUCGAAGGAUUUCGCGGGAACUUCCGAACCGCUGAAAGCUUGCUCCGAGUGUGAUGCUAAAUGUGCGCAUUUUCGAGUUCUUUUUCGAAAAAAAUUUUUGAGAAAAAUAAGGAAGAAAAAUAAAUUUACUGCGUUUUUUUAGGCAGCUUUUCAGGAAUUUUUUUUCAAAAAGCUUUUCAAAAAUCUUUAAGAAAAACUUGAGCAAGUUAUGAGGAAAAUUGAUAACCACAGUUUUCAGCGAAUUUCCGAGGUUUUCCGAAAAAUUUUGAGGAAAUAAGGAAGGAAAUGGAUUUACCACAGUUCUCAGCGAAUUUACAGGGAUUUUUUUGUAAUAAAAUUUGACGGAAUUCAUAAAAAUGAUCCAUAUUUUACGGCGUAAAUGUGGAUUUCUGCCGAUUUUUUCAGUUUUAGCACAAUUUCGCUUUUUUAUUCAUUCAUAGAAUGUGAUGUUUUCAUUUGAAUUUUGAAAAAAAUCAAGGAAAUUUAUGAAAAAUCCGAUAUUUUACGGCAUAAAUGUGGAUUAUAGCCGGUUUUUUCAGUUUUAACACAAUUUUUUCUUUUUAUUCGUACGAUUUAAGAAAUAUUUAUAGGACCUUGCUUUUUCUCAUUCAUAGAACGUGGUGUUUUCAUUUGAAUCUUGAAAAAAAUCAAGGAAAUUUUUGAAAAAUCCGAUAUUUUACGGCAUAAAUGUGGAUUAUAGCCGUUUUUUUCAGUUUUAACACAAUUUGGUAUUUCUAUUUGCACGAUUUAUAAGAUUUAUGAAGUGUUAUACCUUUUUUUCAUAUAGUUCUAUGUCUUUUGUUCGAUUUUGAGGCAUUUCGCGGUUUUUAGAAGAAAAAAAUUUUGCCCAAAAUACGGUUUAAAUUGUCAUUUUACGGUGUAAAUGAGGAUUAUUGCCGAUUUUUUCAGUUUAAUCCCAAUUUUCCACCUCUUUUUGUGAAAGUUUUCUGAAAUUUUCUACAGGACCAUGUCUUUUUAAUGAAUCCUAUAUUUUUUUGCUCGAUUUUGAGAGGAUUUUUUUCACGAUUUUUUUGCUUGCCAGAGCGUUUUUUUAUCCAGUUUAUUCAGCUUUUUAACUUGAGAAUUCUUUUGUAGAAAAAUUUGGUUAACUUUGAAUGAAAUUUGUGUUUUUUUAUAGUGUAAUUAUUGCAAUACAAUUUUAAAUAAGUAGCCAUUUUUAAACGAUUUUUUUCAUUGAACAAAGAAAAGGAUCGAAUAUUAACAAAUAAGAAAGUUAAAGGACCUUUUUAAGGUUCAUAUAAUGUUAGAAAAUUCAAGUUUAUUUCAAAUAUGAUGCAUUUUGUAUCGAUUUUGCCUUGGAAAAAUACCCAAUUUUCAUUUUUCAGUCCAUCUUCGCAGUUGCCUAAAGUACAACGACAUUUUGGCGAGGAAAAUUGAGAAGAAAUAUUCUUGGUCCUGUGCCAAGGUUUUUUCCAGUUUUAGCUCAAUAAAAAUGGAUUUUUUUCAGUGUGUCCGGUGCCAGAAAUGCGCGCAAUUCAUCGCGGAUCCCUCGAAUGUCGAAUGUUGGGAGUGCGCUUUGGCCUGGCACGGGGCCUGCAAGCCGACCAAGGGCCACACCCAGGGAACCCAUUUCGGCGCUCCCUGGUACUGCUCCUCGUGCACCCAGAAGCUGGGACUUUCGUCAGUUUUUGGAGCAUUUUUUUUGAGCUUAAAAUGCGCCCCCAUGCCUACAGUACCUUUUCGUGUCAUUACCCGCCACGAUGAUCCUUUAAUAGCAGUUUUUGGAGGAUUUUUUUACACCCAGAAGCUGUGACUCUCGUCAGUUUUUCGAGAGCAGUUCGGACGAUUUUCAUCCAUUUUCGGCUCAUUUUUUAGCAUAAGCUGCUCAUGAUGCGCCCCCAUGGCUACAGUACCUUUUGGUGUCAUGACCCGCAACGAUGAUCCUUUAAUAGCAGUUUUUGGAGCAUUUUUUAGCAUAGUCUGCUCAGAUUUUGAAUAUCCAGCUGCUUAAAAUGUGCCCCCUUGGCUACAGUACCUUUUCGUUUUAAUAGUGCUCCAAUUUUGGAUAUUUUAAGCUUGAAAAAAUUCGAAAUAUUAUGCGCUAUUGAAGGAUCAUCGUCACGUGUGAUUAAACUUUGACACGAAAGAUACAGUAGCUUCGAGGCGCGCGGCCUGUCUCUGUGCAUGCGCCUUUAAUUUAAAACCCAGAAGCUUGUGUUCACCAAACUUCCUCACCUUCAUUUUCAAUUUUACAGACCGCAAAAAAAGCCAGCCAAAAGGCCUAGGAAAAGUACGCCGAAGGUCAAAUCUCCCACGGAAAGUGGGAAAAGACGGUCGAGAAGCAAGAAGGAGCGAUCUGUAACUCCCAGGUAAUCAAUUUUAGAAAAAAUUUCAAGUAAAUGGUCUUUUAUAGUUUGUUUUAUAGAAAUAUUCAAAGAAGGUAGAGUUAAGAGCUCACUUGAGGGAAUUUUAAAAAGUCUGUAAACAAUUUAGGCCAAUAAUGGGUUCUACGCAGAACAAUGUACGCUAGCGCGCACAUGAGUUGUGUGUAGGUUUACGGGGACUCCGCAUUCCACAACAAUUAGGUUUAUUACGCUUUCAUUGAACCAUAGAACUUCCGAAGCUAACUAUCGAUCUUCUUUUUAAAAAAAAUUCUGGGUUUCUCAAUUUUUUUGAACGAUCCAUGACCCCAAAAAUAAUCAGUUUUAGAAUAAAUUUCAAGAAAAAUCGGAUUUUUUUAGACCAGAAAAAAAUGACUUUGAAGAUUAAUUUCGAAGAGAGUUCCAUAUGAUUUUUUUAUAAGAAGUAUUUUAAGAAUACAAGAUCAAGGGACCGCUUGAGAGAAUUCGAGAAUCAGUUCAGUUAUUUAUUAGAGAUUUAACGCUUUUUAUUUGAGCCAUAGAACUCCAGACGUUGAAAUACUUCCAAAAAAAUCAAUCGAGUUUUAUUUUUUUCGAAUGGAAUAAUGAGUUUGAAGCUUAAUUUUAAGAAAAAGGAUUUUUAUCUUUUUUUUUGUAUAGGAAUAUUUAAAGGAGAUAGAGUAAAUGGUUCACUUGAGGGAAUUUGGAGAAGUCUGUUUGAAUUUUCUCAAGUUCCCACGCUUUUAUUGUACCAACAUAGGCAAAGUCGGAGAGGGUGAAAAAAGCUCUUUUAAGGAUGAUAAAAAUUCCUUUUUUGUUGCCUUUUUGCGCCAUUUUAUCGGCUCUUAUGAAUAUUUUUUGCUGUCUCCCUCCUUUCCACCAUUUCUUGAGCCUUGAAAAUCCCAGAAAAAAUGGAAGGCUCGAUAAAGAGACCCUUUUUGGCGCCUUUUUACAGCUCUUUUGGUGCCCUUUUGAUGCCUUUUUUGUGCCCUUUCGCGGCCUUUUUCGAGCCUCUCCCUUUUAGCGGCCAUUAACCAACAAUCCGAUUUUGUCCGUGACUUUAUCAUCAUUUAUUUUUCGAAAACAAUAGAUUUUUUCUCAGUUGGGAAGACGCCGAAACGGAAGAACUGAUGGAGCUUCGAUACAAGCUCUACGACGAACUCGUCGACGCCGCCGGCCUCGGAUCGCCUGCGAAAACGUCGCCGCCCAAAUCCCUGAAGAGAUCGCUCUCGCCGCAGAAGCGACCCCUGGGCGCCUCGGCGACAAAAGUCGCCCGCGCCCCCGCGAACGAUCAUCUGUCGUCGCCGGGACCGUCGUCGUCGUCGUCGUCGGCGACGCCACAGCGAUCGCAAGGGACGCCGGACUCGCGGUUCCGCUCGCCGCAUAAUCCAAGUCAAGGAGGUGCCGAUUAUUCAAAAUUGAGCGUUUCUAGAGUUUUAGGGGUUUGAAGAAAGUUUUUUUUUAAAGAUUUCUGUUUUUCUCUGCGCCCUCCCUAUGUCUAAUUUGAAGCCCAAAAAUGUCGAAUGCGCUCCAUCGAACACAAUUUUAGAAUUUCGUGAUUUUAAGCUCAAAAACUGUCAACCUCAGGAUCUUCAGAGGGGUUCCUAUAGGGACAAUCUUAGGGAGCCCUCUAGGGACCACUUAUUUGUGUAGGGGUCACCAAAGCUUGCAAAAGGGAUCCCUAUAGGGGACAUGGUUGUCGUUAAUUUUUAUGAACUCUAAGCGAACAAGCAUUUCCAUGGGAAAAACUGAAUAAGAGUUUAUUGAAUAAAAUUGAAAGACCCCUAUAGGGAUCACUUGAGCAUUAGGGGCUCAGGGGCCAGACCCUAAAUCCCUAUAGGGACCACCUUGAUUUCACCCCUAUAGGGGUCUUUUCUCGAUCAUUAUAAGGGUUAUAGGGACCCCUAUAGGGACUAGUUCGGAAUUCGUAAGUAUUUUGAUUGUAAGAACAGGAAUUUUGGUCCCUAGUGCUUUUUUUAUUAUUUUUUUUAGCGAUACGAGUUUCUAAAGGAAAAGUCUGUGAAUUUUCGAAAAUCUUCUUUAUUUUUCCAUGAUGUUUAUCCUAAUCCGUUCAAAAAAAUCUCAUUGAAAAUGUAAGAAAGCCAAUUUAAUUAUUUAAAAUCAAUUUUUUUCAAAGUCGGACUUCAGAAUCGUCGAGUUCCAGUGCGAUACGGCAGCUUUUCCCGCGCGAAUCGGCCCGUCAACCAUUACGAAUCGCAAUCGAACACGAUAGACAACUGUAAAAAUUGAAAAUAUACAUUUUGAAUCUAUAAAAGUCGAUUUGAAGGUUCGAAGCGGCUCUGAGGGAUUAUGAGAAUCGGGUGGAAGUCGAACCGGUGAGAAAUAAUUUCGAAACACCGUCGACAGAACAGUGGGUUUUCCUCGGCCGUGGCGAGGCGAUGAAGGUGAUUUUGGGAGAAAAUAAGAUUUUUUAGAGUUUAUUCCAGGAAUUUUUAGUUAUUGAAGGGUGGUAUAAUGAUGAUCUAGUUGUAUAAGCUCAAAAAAAAAGCAAGCUAAAAUCCUAAAUUUAAAGUUCAAAAAAUGUCAAAUUUCCUCCAUUAAAGAAAAAUUGAAGAAAAAUUGAGAAUUUCGGGAUUUUGAGCUCAAAAAUUGUCAUAGAUCUGAGCUACAAGGACAACUUUGAAAACUUGACAAAUUUCUAAAUUUUAAGCUCAAAAGAUGUAAAAUGCGCUCCAUUGAACAAAACUUGAGAAUUUAGUGUUUGAGCUCAAAAAGUGUCAUAGAUCUGAGUUAGGGGGAAAACUUAGAUAACUUAAAAAAUUCCUAAAUUUAAGCUCAAAAGAUGUCAAAUCCGCUCAACCGAAGAAAACUUGAGAAUUUCGAGUUUUUGAGCUCAAGCAGUGUCAUAAAUCUGAGCUACAGGAGAAAUAGUUGGAUUUUACGGUUUUAAAACAUUUUGAAAUUCCAGAAACGCUUUUAUGGGCCAAAAAUAUGUAGAAAACUGAUUUCACAGUUGGUUGAGCCUUGGUUAUUAAAAUAGCUUUUUUUUUCCUAUAUAUGGUUUUUUUUUUCUGUUGUUGUAAUGCUAUCACUUUAUAGAUAAUUUCUAAAGAAAUUAAAGAAAUAUAACGGAAAUUAGUUAUUUUUUUAGGCCCUUUGCGCGUCGGCCUACGGUGGAAAGUUGCAAACGUCCUCGGAAAUCCACGUCUGCAUGUUUUGUCUCCACGCGACGCACGAUCGAACUUUGGCCGAGAUUCAUUGGGUUAAUAUCCAUUAACGUAAAUGGAAAAUGCAAAGAAGUUUCAUUGAUUAUUAAAAGUUGAUUCCUUUUUUAGCGCUAGUUUGGGGUGUUAUUUGAGAAAUCCCUAUUUUUAAGCUUUCUACGGCUAUUUUCGGAAAAUUAGACCCUGAAGAAGGGUUCAUUUCUGAGGAAACUUCUGAAAUUGAGCUUGGUUAAACAACGCAUAUGAUUUCGGAGUUAAAGACUGUAAAUUUUUGAAUUUUCCUCUUAGAAUAAUUGAAAAUGAUAGCUUUUUUUGGAACUUAUCACAGGGAGAGUUUCAAAAAAAAGUAUUUCGGGAAGAUUUUAACGGAAAAUUUGGAAAACAAGGCCUUGAGAAGAAUGCUCCAAACAGGAUUUUGGGAUAAUGAGCCUUGAAUGGACUUUUUUUAAAUGAGUUUGAUUAAAAAUCGAUCUUCCAGAAAGACAUUUUUCAAUGCUCCUUUUUGAAGCUUCUGAGCAAGAAUUUUUCGAAAUUGUUAAAAAAAAAUUCUGGCCUCGAAAAUUGGCUCCUUUUAUUAAACUUUAUCGAAAAAAAAAGCUGCCCGAAGAGCGGAAUUCAUUAAAAUACAUUUUUGGGAAGGUCAGGGGAGGUAAUUUUACUUUGCGCUUGAGAACUUCUUGAAAAUUGGCCAGCACACUUCUUGAUGUACUGGAUGAAGAUCUUGAAAAUCUCAACUUCCUAGUUUUCGAGAAAAAAAGCACCAAAAUACAAUAUUGUUAUGGAUUUUGAAAGUUUUCUUCGACUUUCAGGCGUCUUUUCUCAAAAAAAAAAGAAAUUUGUGCAUUUUGAAACUUUCAGAAUCUUCUUAUGAUACAUCAAGGAGCGUCCUGGCCAAUUUUCAUGAAAAUCCCAAUCGCAAAGUAAAAUGACCUCCCUUGUGAGCUAGAAAUUUUUAAAAGUUAAUGUUUCUUGCAAAUUUUCGGAUUCAAUGUCUCGAUUUUUCCAGGACAACUGUGACUGGCGAUAUCCGCCUGGCAACGAGAUCUACCGCGACGGGAACUUGUCGUUCUUCGAAGUCGACGGCGCCAAAGAGAAUUGGUAUUGCCGGAACCUGUGUCUCCUCGCCAAGCUGUUCAUCUCCUCGAAGACGCUCCACCACGAAGUCGACACCUUCCUCUUUUAUGUCCUCUGCGAAAUAACCAACGAGGGACUCGUUAUUGUCGGAUACUUUUCCAAGGUACUUUGGGCCCUUGGAAUCAUCUAGAAAUGAGGAUUUUUGAAAGGAAAAUGUUUUUUUGGGAGGGGCGAGGAGCUAUGGUUGUUCUAGAAGGCUACAGCUCAUAGAGAAAUAAUGACUGUCAUUUUUGGACCCCAUAGAAGACACUGAAGCUUGCAAAAGUGGUCACUCUAGAGGAAUAUGCUAGUCGUUUAGUGAUGUGGACUUCAUGAGAAAAAGUAUUUCUAUCCGAAAAAUUGAACGGAAAAAAUUGAAAGAAGUUAUUUCUGUAUUUUUCAACUAUUGGUCUUAGAGCUUCAGAAAUGUAUCUUGGAAUUUUAAACAGAAAAUGUUUUUAAUCGAAAAAAAAUGGGUCGAAAAGAACAUUUUCGACUCAGUUUGAAGCUUGAAAAACGUUAUUUUGCUAUUUUUCAACAACAAGUCCAUGCUGGAAAUAGAAGCUCGAAAAAUAAUGAUUUUUUAAUGGAGCGAAAGCUCAUAAUUGUAGAGCUGCGACUAUUGGAAAAGUGAAAAACUCAUGAAUUGACGGAAAAAGUUGUUUUACAGCAUGUUUUGAACGGAGGAAGCCUAAAAAUCUUCAUUUUCUAUUUUUCAACCUUUAAAUGUUCUAGCCUCAUAAAUAUUUAAUUUUUCUGCUCUGUAAGAUAUUUUCAAUCCGCUCAAUUUCGCUUGGAGCUUUCAAAAAAUAAAAUUUAGGAAAAGAACCCGAGCAAAAACAACAAUUUGUCGUGUUUGCUGACGCUUCCAAACGUUCAGAGGAUGGGCUAUGGACGAUUACUUAUCGAUAUGAGUGAGUUUGGGGGAAAAGUCGAAAAUAAUAAAAAAUAAGACAAAAAUAGGCUCCUAACAGCUUUUGAAUGGUUCACAGAUGAAAAUUGAGCCUAAAAAAAUUUGAAAAAUCGAAAUUUGAAUUUCGCGGGUUAUUUUUGAGAACAAUUUGGUUCAAUUUCAGUGUUCCGAUGAAAUUUUGCAAGAAGGAUUUGAAUUGAGUCAAUUCAAGUCGUUGAGAAAAAAAUUUCUUCCUAAAAAAUGGCUCCUGGUUGGUGUUGAAUAAGGAAAAAUUGAAUGUAAUUUUCAAUUUUCCCCGUUUCAGUCCGUAGUUAAAAAUAAUGAUGCGAGGCAGGUUGAUAUUGGUUCGGAUUUUAGAGAAGAGCUCAAAAAAUGAUUUUUCGGUUUUUAGGACAAACUCUAUGAUAAACUAUACAAUAGGACCACAAAGAAAUUAUUUUUUUCUAGAAAAACCCGAAAAAAGUCAGUUUUUGAGCUUACAUUUUAGAUGGGCUAUUUUACAAUGCCUUAUCGCGCUCCACAGAUAAUUUUUACUUUUUUCGAAUCCUCAAGCUUAGGGCUAGGCACAACAGAAGUUUGGACCAGGUGUCUAAUUUUCACCUUUUUUGAGAGUUGGGUUGAAUUUUUUGAUUUUUUUUUGUCUUGUUUUGAGAGCAAAAAGUCGCGUUUUGAUCUCUGAUAGUCUCUGAUACUUUGGCGCGCAAGUAGUUGUAGGUCGGGACGUCCCUAAAAGCAUCCGCGAAGCUUGGAGCCAUUCCAAAUGCGGCCACGGUUCUCAGUUAAAAAAGAGAACAUUUCUAGGUUACGCCCUGUCGAGAUUAGAGCGAAAAAUCGGAUCUCCAGAACAUCCAUUGUCGGAUCUCGGCCUCCUGGCGUACCGAGGCUAUUGGCGUUCCAGUAUUUUGUGCUUCCUUAGGUAGUUUUGUGGAAUAUUUGAACAACCUGAAUUUCCGGCUUCAGAUCAAUGCGGGAUCAGCAUCGAAGCGUCGUUUCCAUCAAGGAAAUGAGCCUCCAAACAAGAAUCAAUCCGAUCGAUAUCGUAAACCAACUGAUGAAGGACAAAAUGCUGCAGAGCCGUCGGGAUUCCUACUACAUCAAGACUGGAGUUUGAUUUUUUCCUCAAAAAAAAACGGUCUUGGGCGGAAGUGUAGUGGAGUAAGGCUGUGAUAACAGUGUUAUCAGCGGUUUUCUAGGCUAGAAAUUUUGGUUUGAGAACGUUUUGGACGUGUAAAAAUCAACAAAAGUGUUUUUCUAGCUCGAAAAAUAGGUAGAAUCACCCUAAGAUUGCAACAGUAGAUAGCAAAGUGCGCAAGUCGGCUUGGGUCGGGUGCAUUAUAGAAAAAAAUGUUUGGAAUCAUAACUGAGACUCAAAUCAUUCCAAAUGCGACCAGAUUGUUUCAAUUCGUCAAAAAUGCAGUAUAUAUUUAUUUGAUAGCCUCUCAAGCCAUUCCAAAUGCGACUAGGCAGAGAAAACAUUAUUAUCAGCGAGUUUCAGGCUGGAAAUUUUGGUUUGAUUCGAAAAAAUAGGGUUUUUAAGGCGUCUAAAAAUCAACGAAAUUGUUUUGCUAGCUCUAAAAACACGUAGAAUCACACUAGGACUGCAAUAGUAGAUAGCAAAGUGCGCAAGUCGGUUUUGGUCGGGGCCAUUAUAAAAAAAGCAAAAUUUUUAAUCAUAACUAGAGCUCGAGUCAUUCCAAAUGCGACCAGAAGGUCUCAAGACCUGAAAAUAAAGUAUUUUUGGCUAAUAGCCCCUUAAGCCAUUCCAAAUGCGACCAGAAAGUUUGAAGUCCUAGAAAUGAAGUAUAUUUCUUUAACAGCCCCUCAAGCCAUUCCAAAUGCGACCAGAUUAUUAAAAAUCGUAAAAUUUGAAGUGUAUUUCUUUAACAGCCCCUCAAGCCAUUCCAAAUGCGACCAGAAAAACUAAAACAAAAUAUAAAGUUGAUUAAUUUAAGAAGCGAGGCUACAAGUACGCUCUGUCGCAAAUGAGGAGGAAAACGGUCAACCUGGAAAAGCUCCAAUGGGAGCCGAACCCACAAGAAAUCGCCCAACUCGACCCUCACAAAAUCAACUUCUAUGUAUAA
This is a messenger RNA of Caenorhabditis auriculariae, 13434 nucleotides long. The record is from the annotation of a GenBank genome assembly. NCBI's taxonomy places the organism in Eukaryota, Metazoa, Nematoda, Chromadorea, Rhabditida, Rhabditidae.